AUGGCCUCUUUUAUUAAUAUUAAUUCAGAUACUAAUGAUAUCUUUGAAGAAAUUGAUUUUAAUGAAAUAAAUGAACAAAGUGACAAUGAUAAUAUUGAAGAAAUCACUUAUUUCACCAAAAAUUUAACUGCACAGCAUAUUCAAUUUUCAGCUAUUUCUGUUGAAUAUUCAUCUACUAAUUCUGAAGGUUAUGCAGUUAUAUAUAACUUUAUUGAUAAUGAAAAUUAUUCUGAAAAGCAAAGUAGUGAUAUUUAA
This is a messenger RNA of Cetraspora pellucida, 255 nucleotides long. The record is from the annotation of a GenBank genome assembly. Lineage: Eukaryota; Fungi; Glomeromycota; Glomeromycetes; Diversisporales; Gigasporaceae.